Messenger RNA from Melopsittacus undulatus (budgerigar), 1721 nucleotides. RefSeq names its product acid sensing ion channel subunit 3 (gene ASIC3). Lineage: Eukaryota; Metazoa; Chordata; Aves; Psittaciformes; Psittaculidae. Gene Ontology annotation, biological process: sodium ion transmembrane transport. Gene Ontology annotation, molecular function: ligand-gated sodium channel activity. The record is from RefSeq and is a predicted model, not a curated record. Bases 1 to 1572 code for a protein of 523 amino acids. Gene Ontology annotation, cellular component: plasma membrane. The transcript has 11 exons.
AUGAGGUCGGGCUCGGAGGGCAGCGGGGAGGGCGAGGGGUUCUCCAGCCUGCGGGCCUUCGCCCACAGCUCCUCGCUGCACGGCAUCAGCCACGUCUUCGCCUACGGGGCCGUGUCGCUGCGCCGCGUGCUGUGGGGCGCUUUCUUCCUGGGCUCACUGGGGCUGCUGCUGCUGGUGUGCGCCGAGCGUGUCGCCUACUUCCUCACCUACCCCCACGUCACCAAGCUGGACGAGGUGGCUGCCCACAACCUCACCUUCCCGGCCAUCACCAUCUGCAACCUCAACGAGUUCCGCUUCUCCAAGAUCACCCGCAACGACAUGUACCACGUGGGCGAGCUGCUGGCACUGCUCAACGACCGCUACGAGAUCAGCAACCCGCAGCUGGCCGAGCCCCACGUGCUGGCCGCCCUGCGUGACAAGGCCAACUUCAAGAACUUCAAGGCGAAGCCCUUCAGCAUGGCUGAGUUCUACAACCGCACGGGUCAUGACCUGUCCGACAUGCUGCUGCAGUGCUCCUUCCGCGGCGUCAACUGCACCGCACACAACUUCACCGUGAUCUUCACGCGCCUCGGCAAGUGUUACACCUUCAACUCGGGGGGCCCGGGCCGGGAGGUGCUGACCACGCUGCAGGGCGGCGCGGGGAACGGCCUGGAGCUGAUGCUCAACGUGCAGCAGGAGGAAUACCUGCCUGUCUGGGGGGACACGGAUGAGACCUCCUACGAGGCAGGGGUGAAGGUGCAGAUCCACAGCCAGGAGGAGCCCCCCUUCAUUGACCAGCUGGGCUUUGGUGUAGCACCCGGCUUCCAGACCUUCGUGUCCUGCCAGCAGCAGCGGCUGGUGUACCUGCCCCCGCCGUGGGGGGACUGCAAGGCCACCCCCAUCGAGUCCGACUUCUUCACCAACUACAGCAUCACCGCCUGCCGCCUGGACUGCGAGACCCGCUACCUGGCCGAGAACUGCAACUGCCGCAUGGUGCACAUGCCGGGCAACGCCAACGUCUGCACCCCGGAGCAGUACAAGGAGUGCGCUGACCCCGCACUGGACUUCCUGGUGAAGAAGGACAGCGAUUACUGUGCCUGCCGCACACCCUGCGCCAUGGUGCGCUAUGGCAAAGAGCUCUCCAUGGUGAAGAUCCCCAGCAAGGCCUCCGCCAGGUACCUGGCCAAGAAGUUCAACAAGACGGAGCAGUACAUCGCGGACAACGUGCUGGUGCUGGACAUCUUCUUUGAGGCCCUGAACUAUGAGAUGAUCGAGCAGAAGAAGGCGUACGAGGUGGCUGGGCUGCUGGGUGAUAUCGGGGGGCAGAUGGGGCUCUUCAUCGGCGCCAGCCUCCUCACCAUCCUGGAGAUCUUUGACUACCUGUACGAGGUCUUCCGGGACAAACUCCUCAGCUUUUACAAGGAGAAGAAGAAGACCCCCAGGAGUGACAGCAGCACCCUGGAGCACCCAGCAGUCCCGGGCAGUCCCGCUGUCCCGCUCCCUCCGGGGCCCAGGGCGCCUGUGCCCCCCUGCGCUGCCACACGGACAGUCUCACCUUCGCCCCGAACAUGCUACCUCGUCACCCGGCUCUAGGCCCCUUCGAGGAGUUCGCCUGCUGACGGCCUGGCCCCGCACCCCCGGCCGGGACGGGGGACUGGGGGGGUCCCCACUGCCACUGGGGCACCCCACGGGGCUGCGGGGCUGGCUCCGGGCCCACGGCUGCUCCCCCCACGAAGGGCUUG